AUGGACCUGCUGGAUCAGCCGUUUGGCCCGUACCGCGACGGUGAUAUCUUGACCGAGACGUGCAAGUCUGUGCCAACUGGGGUCCUGGAGCUAGAAAAUGUAAUGCUAGAAUGUGGAGGAGAACCUAUUGGCCUCACUGAAUGUGAACCCUGCCAACCCGAAUACGCAGUAUCACGCAUCAGAGCCUACGGUGUCCGCUUCCGCGGUGUUUUGAAAGUCAAAAAACUUACAUGGCUUACUCCCUGGGCGCGCAAGGUUCUUGAAGACGACGUCCGUAACAGAGACGUUCAGUCUCGCAUCAGCAGUGGCGGAGUGGCGCGGUCUACUCUUACACUGGACAAUAUCUAUGCACGCCGACUGACGAUUAAAGUGGUUGUACAAGGAGUCAAGAACAUGCCUGCUAUUUACUUGUUUUCCAAGCUUGUGCCAAACGGUCUCCUUCUGACUUCCAGGGAUAGAAAUCGACAAUAUGAAGUGAAAACUAUGGAUGUCUCAACUUACAAGCCAAGUCGACUGCACCUGCAUCGUUAUCGUACCCUUAAAGUGAUGCAGCAGUUGAUCAAGCUCGACAAGCAGACUAACACAGACGACCCCGAUGGGACACCCGUGAUUGAGCGCACAGUAUUCUGGUUUGCGGAUCUUUAUCUAAAACACAUGGCAUAUGCAGCUUCUGCGAGCAAACAGCGUUUUGUGUAUACAUCAUCUGACUCCGAUAUCGAACCCGACACGAACGGACAACUAAAGGAAGGACGCCAGCGCACUUUGCGCCACCUACCCAGAGCGGAGGUGUUGUCUCUGUUGGCUACGCACGCAGAGUGGAUCCUUGCGGACCACAGCAAGCGAAAGAAGAAGUACCUUAAUCAAGACGCUUGGGCAGAGUGGGUAGUAGAUGUAAGGAGAGGGCGGAGGGAGGCGCGUAACGCAGAUGUCCGAUGGGGUGUGAUGGAUGACGCCCAAUUGCCUGCCACGCUAACACCAGAAGGGAGUGACGCGGAUGAGGAUGACAUUCCUGCAAUGCCACGUAGAAGAGGGAAGGCGAAGAAGCAAAAGAAGCAAACUCAGACCCCUUCAUCACGGACGCUGUCAACAGCAUCCGGUUCACGAUCCACCACCCACCAUGAUGUGUCACGUUAUGGCAAGAACACAAGCAUCAAUGCACCCAAUCCGACCACACUGCGUACGUAUGACAGUGACUUCUCGCCCGAAUCAACGCCGCCCGCUUCCCCCUCCUCAUCCAGCGCAUCACUCCCAUCCCGUCCAUCCACGCCCCCCAACCCCGAGAUCAUGGCGCUCCUUCCGAUCGAGUUCAUGUACCCACCCCUGCUACCACUGCACUUCCGCUGGGUCUGCCCGGCAGCGGAUUGCCGCUACAUGAUCAAUCUCCUGGAUAUGUCCGACGAGAACUGCAAGGCGCUGAGCGACGAGGAUGUGCGCAAGAUGAAGGCCGGCGGAUGGGUGAUCCGGGAUCGGUGGGUGCGCCGCUGCUUUAAGACAAUGGUGUCGGCACACUACGACGACCACCUCGACCAAAUGGGAAUUGUGAUGUGGCAGGAGAAGAAGCAGUGGAAGAUUGGUUGGAAGAAGCCUCAGCAUCACCCGCCCUGGCCUCCUCGACGAGAGCUGCCCGCAACGAGUCAUAAGGGCGUCAAGAUAGAAGAGGAGGAUGUCUCACUGGAGUCUUCAGAUUAG
Sparassis crispa is the source of this 1689-nucleotide messenger RNA. RefSeq lists its product as hypothetical. Lineage: Eukaryota; Fungi; Basidiomycota; Agaricomycetes; Polyporales; Sparassidaceae. The coding region runs from base 1 to 1689 and encodes 562 amino acids. The transcript is spliced from 7 exons. The record is from RefSeq and is a predicted model, not a curated record.